AUGAACCCCUCCUCACACAUUUCAUGGAACUGUCUGUGUCCUGUGGCCCCCAGCACGGUGGCUGUGAGCUCUCUGGAGAGCCACCUGCGCAAGUGCACCAGUGCUAAGGUCGCCGCCUCUGUCAAGGCACAGCCCUUCAACCGACCAGGCAUCAACAUCGGCAGCGACAUUGAGGAAGGGCUGAACGGCUAUAGGGCGAGCGCACAUGGUGGGGGCGCCCCCAGCCAUGCGCUGGCUGACGUUUACGAGGCGAUUGCGGCUGACCCCUUUGCCAAGGGCAUCUCAAGCCGGCGCUUGCAGCUUGGGGUGAUGGCGGGGCGCGAGGCGCUGCUGGCGCUGGUGGCCAAGGCGGACGCGGCACAUGCAGCACUGCUGGCGGCCCACCCACGGGUGCGGCGUGUGCUGGGGGGCGCUGAUGCGGAGGAUGACAGCGAGCUGCGUUCUCGUGCCAUGGAGGCGGACCCUAUGAACCCGUUCAAUGCGAAGCACGUGUUCCAGCAGGCAUCGCUCGUGGCCAACAUGGAUCGUGUGGGCCUGCUGGCGGAGCCCUGCGCCACCGUGUUUGUGGAGCUGGGCGCCGGAAAGGGCUGGCUGUCAGCCUGGCUGGCGGGGCAGACGGGGGCGCGGCGCCUGGUGCUGCUGGACCGGCAGCCGCUGGGUGACUUGGUGCCCUGGGUCGCGCACGGCAAGCAUCUCUGUGGUGCUGCCACGGACAUGGCGCUCCGGGCCUGCAUUACUGCCCUGGCAAGGGAGCAGCAGCACCAGCAGCAGCAGCAGCAGCAGCAGCACCAAGCUCAGGGCAGCUUGCCACAGCAUGGACACGAGGCUUCAGGGCAAGGCCCCUCGAGGUGCUUUCGACUGCGCGGCCUAGCUAUUGCGACAUGCUGCCACCACCGCUGCUGCUGGCGCACCUAUGUGGGCAAGCGGUUCCUGGCCGCGUUCGGCAUUGCGCCCUGGGAGUUUGAAGUCCUGGCAUGGUGCACCUCUUGGGCGCUCUGCGGCCACACCACACCGGCCGGCGCAGCGCUGGACGGUGAGGAGGGUGAGCAGAGCGGUGACCGUGUGCACUCUCAGGGUGCCGGCAGCUGCAGCACUGGUGGCGGUGGCGAUGCGCCUGCCAGCUCCACCAGCGCAUGUGCCCUACCGCUGAACUUCCAUCCAGCCGACAUAUUUGAGACCCGCGAGGAGCGCAUGGCAUUCGGCUUGCGCUGCAAGCAGCUCAUCGAUGCCGGCAGGGCGGCACGGCUGGCUGAGCUGGCAGCGGCGGCGGGGGCCAUGACCCCGGCUGCGCAGGGCACUGUGGCAGGCAGUGUUGAGGUUGUUGAGUACAUCGACUCGCGCUGCACUGGCGAGAACACCGCCCUGGUGCUGGCUCUGGGACGGGACCAGGCACCAGCCCGCAAGUACAGCGCAGGCGCCCGCUGGCGGCUACCGGGCUGGGCACGGCUCGGUGGCGGCAAGGUGCCGGCGCCUGCUGCCGUGGACGAGGCGGGCUACGUGUCAUCUCUGACAGCCGACAUCUUUGCCACCGUGCUGGCACGGGGGGUGGCGGAGGACGCUGAGCUGGAAGAGGCCGCGGCGGUUGCGGUGGCGGCCGGUGGCGGCGGCAGUGGCGCGGGCGGGCGGGACGCGCGGCGGCGGCUGGCGCCCAUCACGCCCUGCCCCUCGCUCGCAGAGCCGACUGCUGCGCUGUCUCAGGGGUCUGGCUCGGGGGCCGGGCUGGCCAGCGAUGACGAGGCCACCUCUGCUCCGCCGCCAUCGGGGGCUGGUGCCUCGGCCGCGGCGUCCCGCACGCCCGCGCGGCUCAGCAGCCUGGGCAGCGGCAGCAGUGCGGGCGUGUCGACCGACGAGGCGCGGACGCCCAUGCCGCGCAUCCCCGAGGGCAGCGGCCUGCGCGAGCCUCCGCCCACGCCCGCCUACAGCCGGGCCAGCAGCCAGGACGUGCUGCCCUUUGUGCGCUCGCAGCCCGCAACGCCGCCGCCGACACCCCUGUGCCUCUCAGCGGCCGCGUCACUCAGCUCUCCAGGCGCCGGCGCACCGCUCACCGCCGCCGCACAGGCCGCCACAGCGGUUGCGGCGGCGGCGCGGCUGCAGCGCGAGGGGCCCUCGUCAGGCGCGCCGGCCAGCGGGCUUGUCACGCCGCACAACACCCCCCUGCGCAGCAUGGCCAGCUGCAACGACGGCGGCACCUCAUCGGGCGGCGGCCCGCACGGCGCGGGUGGUGUGAGCAGCGAGCAGCUGCGCAGCGCGAUGGACGGGCUGGUGGCGGGAGCUGACCACCAGCGCCCUGACGGGGCCGCCGUGAGCGGCGGCCCUCAGGACGCGGCGACCCCCCCUGCCCGGCUCAACGGCUCGGUCUCACUGGAGCCGGCAACAGCAGCACCUGUGACGCCUCUUUCUGCAGCAGCCCGGCUGGCAAGCGGCCGCAGCUGCAGCUAUCGCGUGGCAGCCAGUGACAUCCCCCCAAUUAUCCCGGAGGACGGCCCCUCCAGUGCGGGUGACCUGGCGCAAGGCCCGUCCCUGGCGCUGCCGUCGCUGCGGCUGCACAGUGGGGCCAGCAGCAGCGCGUGGGCGGAGGAGCUGGGGCGUGUGCCCCUGGACGAGAUGGCGCUGCGCAGUGCCAGCCGUGGCAGCACGCCGCGCGCGUCCGUGUCGCUCAGCCGCGCCUCCAACAGCAGCGUGUCGUCGCGCGACGACGCGCGCGACAGGGAGAGGUCCCUGGCCGACAUCGCAGACGGCCCGGACGAGGGCGACGAGGCCGGCACGCCACGGCCCGCUGCGCUGCAGCUGCGCGCGGCGGCCGCCGGGCUCGCCACCAUCGCCAGCGGGGGGUCGGCGUCGUCGCCGUUUGCGGCCGCGGCGCACGCGGCGUCAAACGAGGACAGCUCAGGCUUGUUGGGCAAGGGCGGCGUUUUUGUCAAGCAAACAAGCACGGGCCCCUCGGUGCCGCAGCCCGCGGUGUGGUCCCAUGCGGACGCACUGCCGCGCCCCAACCACGCCGUCUCUGAGCUCCCCCUGCCGGCCGGUUCUGCUGUGGAGGCGGACGGCCCCGUGGAGCCGCUGCGGGCCUUUGCGGCCGGGGAGCGCAGCACUGUGGACGCGGCGCGCCCGUCGUCCACGCUGAACCGGCGGUGGCGCGGUCUGCAGCGGCUGUUUGUGUGCUGCAUGGCGCAGGAAGGCAGAGUCAAGUGA
Molecule: messenger RNA, 3192 nt
Organism: Monoraphidium neglectum
Lineage: Eukaryota; Viridiplantae; Chlorophyta; Chlorophyceae; Sphaeropleales; Selenastraceae
Product: tRNA guanosine-2'-O-methyltransferase TRM13 like protein
Exons: 7
Coding region: 1-3192 (1063 amino acids)
Biological process (GO): tRNA methylation
Source: RefSeq, a predicted model, not a curated record